This is a messenger RNA of Protopolystoma xenopodis, 528 nucleotides long. Lineage: Eukaryota; Metazoa; Platyhelminthes; Monogenea; Polystomatidea; Polystomatidae. The record is from the annotation of a GenBank genome assembly.
AUGUGCUUUACAUAUUCCAGUCCCCUUCCGUCCUUGCACAAUGUGGACGCGACGAUCCGAGCCUUGCCUCCGGACGGGUUCGGGCUUGCGCUACCCUCCACAAUCGGCAACAGCACCGGCUUUCCAAUGGCCGCCCCAGCGACAGGCGGCAUCGCUUACGUGUACAGCAACGGUUCGACCUUGACAACUGCUCUCCACUCCCCAUUUCUCUGUGUCAACCUCGGCUUCUUCGCUGACGGGUCUCGUUUUCACUUCCGCCUCAGUUGUCGCAACAACAACAACAACAAAAACAACAGCAUCAUCAUCAGCACCCUUUCUCCUGUCUACUCUCUGCACCCUCGGCUUCACUUGCCUCUUCAGUGGUUCAAUCGACUCUGGCUGGCACCGGUUCCGGGCCCUCACCAGCACUCACUUGGCCGUCUCUGUCGGCCACGGCGGGCUCCUGACGCUGGUGCUCUCCUCACCUUGGCACAAUUGGCCUCGGCCGGAUUGCCAUUUCUCUUACCCUCUUGGCAGGCUUACAUGUGA